This is a messenger RNA of Cornus florida, 965 nucleotides long. Its product is annotated as MYB-like transcription factor ODO1. The record is from RefSeq and is a predicted model, not a curated record. NCBI's taxonomy places the organism in Eukaryota, Viridiplantae, Streptophyta, Magnoliopsida, Cornales, Cornaceae. The transcript is spliced from 2 exons. The coding region runs from base 122 to 922 and encodes 266 amino acids.
UUUGGUGGGCAUAUAUAAAGUUUGGUGUGAGGGCUUUUUGAGUCUUUACUACAAAAUUUGUUUCAAACUAUAGUUUGGUGAGAGACUAUCUAGCUACCUAAGCUUGUGUUGUGUUAGUGACAUGGGUAGACAACCCUGCUGUGACAAGCUCGGGGUGAAGAAAGGGCCGUGGACGGCCGAGGAGGACAAGAAACUCAUCAGUUUCAUCCUCACUAAUGGCCAAUGUUGCUGGCGCGCCGUCCCCAAGCUGGCCGGACUUCGUCGCUGUGGCAAGAGCUGCCGCCUUCGCUGGACUAACUAUCUUCGCCCAGACUUGAAGCGAGGCCUCCUUAGCGAAGCCGAGGAACAACUUGUUAUUGACCUCCAUGCUCGUCUUGGCAACAGGUGGUCCAAAAUUGCAGCAAGAUUACCAGGAAGGACUGACAAUGAGAUUAAAAAUCACUGGAACACUCAUAUCAAGAAAAAGCUUCUCAAGAUGGGAAUUGAUCCUGUCACUCAUGAACCGCUCCAGAAAGAAGCCAAGGCAACUGAAACAUCCUCUCAUGCAGAUGAUUGUUUGCCGGAAUCCGGUAACCAUAGCUCGCAAUUACCGGAAGCUAAUGGCACCGCCAGCUCGGAAAACUCUGGCUCACCAACUGAAAAUUGUUCCGGCGACGAGUCCCAUUUGUUUGAUAACACUGUUUGUGACAAUGACCCAUUAAUGAGUUGUUUGUGGGGUGAAGAAACUUCCCUAGUUGAUGGGCCGUGGGAGAUUCCGACCACCGGACAGAACUUCGACAAUACCAGCUUGCCAUCCUGGGAUGAAAAUUGUUCGUGGCUACUGGAUUGUGAGGAUUUCGGUAUUCAUGAUUUCGGGUUGGAUUGUUUCAAUGACUUCGAAGUGAACACGUUAAACACCUUAGAGAUGGGCAACAAGCAAUAAUCUGUACCAUGAUGGGACUUAAAAAAAAAAAAAAAUGUUACAG